Molecule: messenger RNA, 513 nt
Organism: Eruca vesicaria subsp. sativa (arugula)
Lineage: Eukaryota; Viridiplantae; Streptophyta; Magnoliopsida; Brassicales; Brassicaceae
Source: the annotation of a GenBank genome assembly
AUGGAGGAUUCAGGAGCUAUUCUAUGUCAAAUCUCCGUCUACAAGGACAUGCUUGAUCAGGUCAAUUUGGAAAUCGAGGCGAACAUUCAGGUGACGCGAGAGAUCGAAUCAGAGAUAGUAAAGUGCUCUGAGAUCGAAUCGGCUACGUCCGCCAAGGAAUCCGAGCUUACCAAAUCGUUCCUCGCUUCUCAGUUCGAGCUUAGCGGCUUGAUUUCCGUAACAGCCGAUUCGAGAAACUCUCUUAAGCUAUUGGAUGGUGAGAUUCAUCGCCUGAGGAACGAACACUCAGAGCUACUCCGAAGGAUAACCGAAAAGCGGGAAGAGUUUGUGAGGGCGUGCUUUGAUUUUCAGAGGGAGAUUUGUGUUGAUGAAGAUAGUGAAUUGAGGAGUUUGUUGUGUGAGAGGGAGUUUCUUGAAAAUGAAGUUCGAGUGUUAGAGGAGAAGAACGCAGAUGUGAAGAAUUCGAUUUUGGCUUACAUGGACGAUGAAAUGAUCAAUCUAUUGUCUGAUUAG